Messenger RNA from Melospiza melodia melodia, 5893 nucleotides. RefSeq names its product uromodulin like 1 (gene UMODL1). The transcript has 20 exons. The record is from RefSeq and is a predicted model, not a curated record. The coding region runs from base 1 to 3846 and encodes 1281 amino acids. Gene Ontology annotation, molecular function: protein binding; calcium ion binding. Gene Ontology annotation, cellular component: cell surface. NCBI's taxonomy places the organism in Eukaryota, Metazoa, Chordata, Aves, Passeriformes, Passerellidae.
AUGGAGCGGGGAUCCCCCGACCGACCGACUGACAGACCGACCGACAGCGCGCCCGGCCGGCCGCCUUCCAGCGCGGGCAGCACCGCCCGCAGCGCCACGGCCGCCGCCCUCAGCCCGCCCCGCCGCAGGGAAACUGAGGCAGCCGCCGCCGCGCGGGUGGGGGUGGCCCGGCACGGGGGACAAAAAGGCCUCUCUUUGCUAGGGUACCACCUGUGCAACUACACCCUGACCAAAAGUGUGUUUAAAAUGGUUGCCUACCAAAAGGCCUAUGAGAAGAAGGCAUCCUGUGGAGGGUGGAUCCCAUGGAUGGUGUGUCCCCAGACACACCACAGAACAGAGUUCCACAGUGUUGAAGUCCCUGAGACCAUCACCCUCACAGAUUGCUGUGAGGGAUAUGAGCAAGUUGGACUCUACUGCUCUCUAGCCUACACUGCAGGGAGGAUGUUCUGGUACAACGUGACAGUGCUUGUGAAAAUGGAUUUCAGUGAAUUGAUCCGGGUGGAUUCCCACCUUCUGAAUCAUUCCCGCCUCUUGCACUCCAUGAUCACUGGUGCAUUGCAGCCCCUGAAUGCCUCUGUGCACCACAUCCAGAGUAACCAUGGGGACAUCUACGCUGGGACAGUGGCCUCCCAGCUUCUCCUGGGCCUGCAGCAUCCAGCUCCUCUGGCAGAGGUCUCCUCCUCCCUGAAGGCCAUGGUGAAGCGCGUGUAUGAAGUGAUUGACACACAAGUGCAAGAUGUCAAUGAAUGCUCCUAUGCUGAAUUCAAUGCUUGCCCUGAGAAAAGCAGCUGUGUGAACCUGGAGGGCUAUUACAGCUGCCACCCCCAGCAUGGACAUGCCACUGUCACCCCUCACUGGCUGAGCCCAAGGAAGGAAGGCAUGGUAGCAUCUGCUCCAAGUUCAGUAAAUGCUGUUAACACUGGCAGUAGCUCUCCUUCUGUAAGGAAAUCAAGUCUCUUGUCCAUAACCAACCAAUCUACAGAUGCUGAGUGCUAUCCCUCUGCAGUUACAAACCAUCGGAUCCUCAGCGUUACCAGCAACAGCUUUGAAAUGUCCUGGCUUGUCAGUUCCACUCUGAACCACACUUUCCAUGUCCGGGUGGCCAAGGGCAAUGAAACUGUGCAGAACCUGAGGACAGAGGAAAUGCAGGUGGAUGUGUCUCACCUGGAAGCAGGUGUGAUGUAUUCAGUAGAGAUCCGCUAUGAAACUUGUGGGAAAACCAUUAUCUCCCAUCAAAAUGUUAAAACAGAGGCCAAGGUAUUUGAUGUAACUGUGAGGAUUCUCAACUACAACUUCACUGAUGAUUUCCAUAAUUCCAGCAGCUCAGCAUAUGAGGAAUUUUCAAGGAUUUUGCUUACAGAGCUUGAAAAUUCAUUCCCACCCAACAUUUCUGCCUUGUACAAAUCUGGGAAGCUGAAAGUGCAGAUUGAAUCCCUGGCAGCAGGAAGCAUCAUUGUGAGGCUCAGAAUCACCGUGCAGGAUCCCGAGUUUCCAGUGGAUGCUUCCACAUUUGCCCCAGUGCUCUCCUACCUGCACAAUGGCUCUGUGCUAGAGGUGGAUCAGCAAAACACUGCAGUAGAAGACUGGGAUGAAUGUGCUUCCCAAGCUGACAAUGACUGCUCAGUGUUUGCAGAGUGCAUCAAUUUGAUGGGCUCCUACAUGUGCAGGUGCAAGACAACCAUGGAUACCAAUCCAUCCCGACCUGGAAGAAACUGUGAGGGUGAGAUUGUGGAUCCUCUCACCGAAACCGUGGCUCCUGAAAUAAAAACCAGCAUGGACUUGGCUCCUGAGGAAGGCAGAAGCCCUGCAGGCCCUGCCACCAUGGGGACAGCGGCUGCUGCAGGCCCCACGUCUGGUGCCACCACACUCCUCCCUGCUGCGCUAGCCUUGGGUGACACAAGAGCGUCCCACAAUCCCACCAGUGCUCCUCCAACCCCUUGGCAGAAAGGUCUGUCCCCACAGAUGGCUUUCAGCAGAGACAGCAGCCCUGUGGCAAUGGGGGUCUCUGCCAGCAGGGCACUGCCCAUGGGGACAGCAGCUGCUGCAGGCCCCACGUCUGGCGCCACCACACUCCUCCCUGCUAUGCUGGCCUUGGGUGACAAACGAGUGUCCCACAGUCCCACCAGUGCUCCUCCAGCCCCUUGGCAAAAAGGUCUGUUCCCACAGAUGGCUUUCAGCAGAGACAGCAGCCCCAUGGCAGUGGGGGUCACCCCCAGCAGGGCACUGCCCAUGGGGACAGCGGCUGCUGCAGGCCCUAUGUCAGCCUUCCAGAAACUUAGUGGCACAGUUCGGAUAACAAACACGGAAUACUCGCCAGGCUUUAACAAUAACAGCAGUGAGGAAAAUCAAACCUUUGCACAGCUCUUUGUUGCUGAAGUGCAGAAAUCUCUGCCCCUUGAGGUGCUGCAGCAGAUGGAUGCUGGUCUGAUUCAAGUGCUGGUAACUGGUGUUACUAAUGGGAGCACAGUGGUAAGUUUCAAUUUGCUGCUUGCAGAAGAAGUGGAUGCCCACCAUGUCAUCAGCACUUUUUGUGAGGCCUUGGAACACAGCUCCCACUUCACCAUGGACAGGAGCAGCCUCUCCACACACGCACUUCCCUUCAGCCAGAAGGCAACAGUGACAGAUAAGAAACCUGUGAACAGUGCAGUUUUACCUGUGACAUCUCUGCAAACUUCAGCUCAUGUUUCCUCCCUUGCUUCACUGGACUUCUCUCCUGCUGAGCACAAAGCUCUGGAGGACCCCAUGUUCUCCAGCACAGUGCUGAGUCCUCUCGCCAUGGAUCCCAUGGCAGCUCCUGAUGUUUCUCCUCAAGCACCUCCAGCCCCCCUGGUUUCCAUUAAAGACGCUGUGAGUGUGUUUUGUGAGAUUGAGAGGAUUGUCCUUGCCAUCCAGAAGAGGUUCCUGCAGCAGGAGUCCAUCCCAGAGAGUUCCCUGUUCCUGGGGGAGCCUGGCUGCAAUGUGAGCACCAGCAAUGGCACCCACGUCGUGCUGCAGGCGGGCUGGAGCGACUGUGGCACCCAGGUUGAGACCAACAUGACUACUACUGUGGUGAGGACCACCCUUCGGAAUGAUGUUUCUGCUCAGGGAAUAAUCCACCACUUGAACAUUGCCAGUCCCAUCCACUGUGUGUUUCAAAACGAUGUCUUAACUUCCUCUGGGUUCACUGCAGAAAGACUUUACACCAUCUUUGAGGAUUUGCAUGGACCUGGAUACUUCAGGACAGAAAUGCAGUUGUUCAUUGGGAGCUCCCCAGUGCCCAGAAAUUUCAGUGUCUCUGCCAGUGAGGAUGUGCUGAUGGAGGUGGGGAUGCAGAGGGCAGACAGCCAGCUCAAGGUGGUUCUCACUGACUGCUGGGCCACUCCAACCAAUAAUUCAGUGGAUCCCCUGCCAUUUGUUUUCAUCAGCAACAGCUGCCCCAUCCCAAAUACUUACACCACGCUGGUGGAAAAUGGGAAUUCAAGCAAAGCUCAGUUUAAGAUGAAAAUUUUCUCCUUGGUCAACAACUCUGUGGUUUACUUACACUGCAGAAUUCGUAUUUGUGUGGAGUCACCAGGAAGCACCUGCAGGACUAGGUGCCAUGCAAGGACUCGGCUCCUGAAGGCUGGAGAAACCAUCUCCCUGCACAGAACAUCCUGGGGACCCCUGUGGAAAUCAGCUGCAUCUGAUUCCAAGAGAGAGAAGGAGGCUGGAGUGGGAAUUGGAUCCAUCAUCCUCAUAGCCCUUGCUGUGCUUGGUUUUGUGCUGGGAGUUGUGACCCUGCUCAUUUUCCAGUACCAGCGAAAGACAGGAAGAUGCAACCUCAGGAUCAAGUCUGACAACUUCAGCUACCAAGUGUUCUAUGAUUAGUGACUCACAUUGGAAUCAUAUCUCAUCACACGGAGAACUGAAGUUUGUCUUCACUCAACAUUUGACUUUUCUUGCUCUGCACAUCACUGACUCUUUCAAAUUAUUGUAAUAUAUAAAAAGCUUCUAUACCCCCUUUCUCCCCUGCAUGUUGUUUUUUCUUAGCAAUCUGGUUCUUCCCUGGUAUCCUGAGAACUCUUUGUGACAACAGCUUCAGGUUGAAGUGAAUUUUGGCAGUUUUUCCACUGGUAAAAUAGGAGGGAAGAAAACAAAGACAUCUGGCUCUCUCUUUGAGUUUCAAGAUCUGAUUUCUCACUGUGACAUAUCACUAUGUGCUCAUCUUAGCAUCAUUUCUGCUAUUAAUAUUGACAAGCUGCAUGUUUCCAUUGAUAUUCAAGGAAGUAAAUCAGCAAAGCCUCAGAGAUAUUUCUUUUUCAGUUUGUAAUUUGCUGUUUACUCAGGGUGAGGUUGAAACUUUGAGCUGCAACAGCGUUGAAGAGCCAAUUGUGCAACGCCCUAAGUAUACAGAAGCUGGGGAACCAGCACUGGACUUGCUACCCAGUAAGGAAAUCCACUGUGGAUCUGGGCUUUAACCUGCUCAGGGUGUUCUUCAGCAUGAGUUUUUAAAUUUGAUUCAUUCUGCAAUUGACAAGGUUUCAGUGGAAAAGAAAGAAAAAUCGAAAAAGAAACUAUUUUUGUUGCUGGCAGCCCAUGUUUUUUCCAGUUAAAUCAAUUGGUCCCUGUGUAUUCAGCUCAAUUAAACCCUAAUGAUUGUGCAGUGAAGCCACACGCUGCUGCCCACCUAAGUGAGAGCUCUCCAAUUGCAAAUGAAGAGUUAAAUUUGACCUGAAUUAUUCCUGGCUGCACGACCAUCAGUGCAGCAGCACAGGCUCCCCGUGCACAGUCCACUGGGUACAACAACAGUCUGGUCAGCUGCAUAAACUGGAGCAAAAAUCUCUUUAUGCAGGGCUCUCUCCUGGGCUGCUCUUCUCUGCUGCCCCAAAUCUCCUCCUCAGUGAGGGUCUUGGAAGGUGGGAGGGGAAGAGGUGACAAUAACUUGUCCCACCAGCCCUGGAUUCUGUUUGCUGCACCCACUCCUCCUACACAGGGAUAAUCUGCUGUGCCUGGGUCACAUCCAACUCAGUAACUUAUAAAUAAAUUCCUCCUUAAGCUCAAUGGACACCAUUAUAAAUAACUCUCAGUGGAAAAUGGUCCUUAGCUUGAAGUCAUGGAUGUUUCCAGUAGUCACAGCAUUGAGGUGCUGAUUUUUGGGUACAGAAUAGCAUAGGAAAGCGGCUUUUCUAUCCUCCUAGUCCAGUUUCCAUUAGGCAGUAAGAUUACUGGGUAAAAGACUUCCACAUUUUGCAAAAGGUUGAACUGAUUGAUUUUAGAGAUUAUUUAUAUCAAUAAAUUUCAGAGAAAUCAUUUGCAUUCUGCUUUAGAUUCAAGUGACUCUAUAAGGACUAAGACACUUUGACUUGUCUUUUCUUUAUAGAAAUAAGAGUUAUGAGAUCCUGAUCUAAAAAAAAAAUAAAUCCCUUUAGUUGUAAGUGGUGAAACUAUAAAUUAUCUUUGCAGUCUUAGUCUGAUGAACGUGGAACCAAAGAAUGGUUUGGGUUGGAAGGGACCUUAAAGGCCACCUAGCUCCAAGUUCAUGCCAUGGGCAGGGACCCUUCCACUAUCCCAGGGUUCUCAGCCUGCCCUUGGACACUUCCAGGGAUGGGGAGUCCACAACUUCCCUGGACAACAACAUAACCAUGAGUUCUUGUUGUGUAGGAGUCUCAACUUUUGCUCAAUUUGCUGUCAAAUGUGCAAUGUGUUUGGCUUCUGCACUCAGUGACAGGCUCAGCUAUUUUACUAUAAAUAUUUUUCUAGAUUUUAGUAGUUACAAUCCUGAACUUCUUGGAGGUGACAGGAUUAGAGAUCUCCCUGUUGAUUUUGGUGGAGCUAUGCCAUUUUCAAAAGCUGAGCACCACUCCUCUGGAGGAAAUGUGAACCAGUAGCUUGCAUUUGAUGCCUUGCUUGCUCAGCAGAAACUGUUGUGACUGUG